Molecule: messenger RNA, 8332 nt
Organism: Rhipicephalus sanguineus (brown dog tick)
Lineage: Eukaryota; Metazoa; Arthropoda; Arachnida; Ixodida; Ixodidae
Product: zinc finger C2HC domain-containing protein 1A
Exons: 11
Coding region: 274-1641 (455 amino acids)
Source: RefSeq, a predicted model, not a curated record
AACGUAGCUUAGCGCGGCCUUCAGUGCUCCACGGCCGAAUAAUUCCUUAGAAAGAAAAGCGACGGUGGUCAAAUGAAAGCGCUAACAACAAAAACAAAACACGUUCGGUCUCCGUGCGCGGCGGCCGCCCGCAGAGUGCGUCGGCACCGUUCUUCUUCGGGACUAGUUUUCCUAACCUAAAUUUCGGGAGCGGCUAAUUCCUGCCGGGUGGACCGGGGCGUAAGUGUCCACUACAGGUCCAGUUCUUGUCGCUUUCGCGCUGGCGUGGCAGCGAUGUGCAACGUGUAUUUCGCGCGACUCGCAAGCUGUUUCACUGUGCAGCAUGUGAGCGACACGCCGAGCAGCAGUAUGGAGGAUGUGGCCUCAACACCGUCAGCGCUAAAACCAUGUUCGAUAUGUGGGAGAACGUUUCGUCCUGAUGCUUUGGCACGGCAUGAGCAAAUAUGCCUCAAAGCAAAAUCCAAGCCGCGCAAGGUUUUUGAUUCUUCAAAGCAAAGGAUUGAAGGAACAGAAAUCAAGAACGCACCGAAGCUGCCAUCGCUUUCACCAAAGCCAAAGACGAAACCCCGGACUAACUGGAAGGAGAAGCAUGAGGAGCUUAUCCGUACAAUUCGUGCCGCGCGGGGUGAAGACGUCGGGCCGUCAACCGACACGGCUUCAAAUGGCAGCCGGCCAGCAGUGCCUGCAGGAUAUGUGGAAUGCCCUAGCUGCAACCGCAACUUCAGUGACCGUGCCGCUGACAGACACAUUGCGUGGUGCCAAGAGAGGAAGAGCCGGAUACCAAAAAGCCCAGCCAGCGCAGAGGCUGUGGAGAGGCUCAAGGCCAGAACAAAGUACAAGGUCCCCACACCUGGCAAGAAGAAUGGUACUGUGAGCCCUUCGGGCUCUCAGGGCUCAAAGGAGGGUGGCAGUGGCAAGGUCGCUGUGGUCAACCGAAAUCACCAGAGGACCAAGUCGUCUCCGUCGAUGCUGGACACAAACGGGACGACCGCGAACAAGGCAAAGAAGCCGAUCGUAAGCCGUCGGGUAAAACAGCUUCCUGCUCCUGUGAAACCGAAACAGCUCAAGCCGGUGAAUGUCAUGAAGUUCAAGGAGAAGUUUCCGAACCACGUCAGCAGCCAAUACAGGUAUCCUUCAGAUGACAGCUAUGAUCCGUACAAGAAGGCUGACAUGCAAAUGCGAGAAUUGAUUCGAGGCUCCACCCUGAUGUCCAAGAACCCCAGGACGGUUCCGGGAGUGCGAACGGGUGGCUUAAAUAGCAACAGUAUAAAUGGAAACCUGAGCGACUCUAACAGCUACACGAGCACCAACAGUGGAUCUGAGAACAAGCUAGACGAAGAAAUGAACUACCUCAACGCAAAGUUUGCUGAGCUUUCGAGGCCAGGAUUUACCGGGGAGUUCACAAACAACUGGGCCAAGCGUAUGAACGACAACGCAGUGGCAGUGCACUCGCUCAGCGACCGCGAUGUCCACGUCAGCAGUAGUGGUAGCGACGGCUCGUUGCCGAGCGUGGGUCACGGCCUGGAGACCAAAGUUCCUUAUCUGUGUCAUCAGUGUGGCACCAUGUACCCGGUCACUGUAGCCAAGUACUGUUGUGAGUGUGGCGCCAGGAGGCUUGGCUACAUCAGCCUCUACGCGUAAUGUUCCAGUGUGUAGGGGAAAGUUGGGAACGAUCGUGACUGCCGCCACAUCGUAAAAUACGGAAGCGAGCGCUGUAAGAAGCAUCGGUCGUCCACUGUGACGUGGAGGCUCUGUUUUGUUCACUCACACUACGCUCGAAUUAUUCUUUCUUUCUGUCUGUCUCCUUGUUGCAGAGCUGCUAAACGGUCUCCUGUAGAAGUUUACGAAACAACCUGCAACUUCAAAACUUGUUGCGCAUUGUGACUUGGAAACACAUUGCUUGACUUCGGUACUGUGGCACUCUGCAGCCGAGCAUGAGAUCUUGGGAUCAAUUAGUCGCACUUCAUUGUGAAAGGCAAUAUUGCUCGUGUGCCAUGUUUUUGGUGCAUGUCGAUCGACCUCAAGUGGUCGAGAUUUUUCCGGAGGCCUCCAUAGUGGUGUCCCUCGCCCUCAUGAACUUCUUUGCGGUUUCAGGACGUUAAACUCAAGGAGAAUUUUUAGGCUUCGCGCGAAAGUGGUAGGGAAGUAAAAUUCUGUUUAUAUGUUUGCAUACUUAGAGUAAGAGAAAUGCCCCUCAUAAUCAUGGAGCAUAAUGUUGAGAUUCAACACAUAAAUCCUUUUCCAUUUGCCUUUCUGGAAGUUGGUAGUUCAACAUGGUAUCAUUCUGAGUUGAGAAUUGCAGUUCCAAAGGUUAAGGCAGCUGAGGCAUCAUCUAAGUGGUCUGUAGAAACUUUGCCUGUGCCUUUUUUUCCUAGUGGCAUUAGCACUUGCUGCAUUUCAUGCAUUGAUGUUUGAUAGCUGAAAGCAAGAGCAUCAAUAAGAAAAAGGGAAAGAUGCUAAGUUUGUUAAACUAAUUGCUUCUCAGUCAUGGGCUUCAUGUUGUGAUUUGUAAUUAUCUGCUUCCAUGCCAACAUUUCAAUGCUUAAAAUGCAACAAAAGCUUUGGCUUAUCUACUUAAUUGAAUGAAAUAUGCACUAUAAUGAACUAAUGAAGAACAGGAGUGGGAAAGUGAAAUCAGUAGAUUGCAGAAUGUAGAAAGUCAGAGAAUUGUCCUUUAGGCAAAAAACAUACAAUUAGGGUAAUUGAGCGAAACUACAACAUGCUGUCUUUCUUCAAAGCAAAAAGAGAACUGUACUUUUAUACCAGACCACUCAGUGCACAUUUUUCAUCAUUUUUGUUCACAUAAAUUAUCUAACUCACUUUUUGUUUGUCUGUUGUGGUAAAAACCACUGCAAAUAGUUGGUGAAUUUCUAUCUGUUUUUUGUCGUAAUUCAUAAGUUAACAAUGUUCACAAAUAAGUAGUGUACUUCCUGUGUCUUUGUUCAUCAAACCUCAGUGCCUCUUCACUCACGGUGGGUGCUGGUGUCUUCGGCAGUUCCUCGACCUUGUACAAGGUCACCACUGUUGGCGUAAUGAGUGCUUUAGUUGUAUGUUAAGUGCUCUCCAAUAGGGCAUAUCGACGAUAAUGCGUGGUCUCGGUCCACAGCUUGUGGCAUGUUACGUGUGGAUGUCGUGUGCAAGUGCUGUGAGAGAAAGUGUUCUUGGAAGUGCAGACAAUGAUGUCUGCCCCGUGUCACAAUGCACGAUUCUGAAUUCCGCACUUCAGUCACGCAUGAAAUGUGGGCAACUGUUGCUGGUAGACAGAAGCACACCUGAAUGUGUAUCCUCUCUGCUUUUUCUUCCUUUUUCUUUUUGCAUGAAACGGCAUUACAUCUCUUUCGUUCAGCACACACUGCCUGGACUGCUGCACUUUUCCGUCCACCUAGAGUACUACAUAAGCAGAACUGCAAUAUAACGAGUACAGAUAUAAAGAAUUUUUAAUUGUAACGAAGUAAAUGAGGAUUUGGAUUUCCACUUGUACAGCAUUACUAAUAUACAUCUAUAAUGAAUUUUCGGAUGUAACGUAGCUAUUUUCAUGUCAGAUGCGACUACACUGUAACGAGGUUUGAUUGAGAUAAUCAUCCAUUGUGCCUUUUCAAGGAUUGGAGCGCUUUAUUUAGCCACUGUAUUGGCACCAUUGUUGUUGAUCGAAAUAACCUAAAAACAUGCAUAGCCAUCUUUGUUUUGUUUUUUUCAGCACGUGUUUUUGCUGCAUACAACUCUUCUUUCUUUUUGCCUAGAAGGUGCCAUGCCUCACAAUCUAUGAAUCUCAUUCGUGUUGUGUUCCAGUACACAACUUGGACUCAUGAUAUAGUUAAUAAGGACAUAGUUCUGAAAAAGCUACAGCUACUUCAGCACCUUUGGGGACCUUUCCAGGAGCCCUGCUUACAAUUGCCGAAAUGCCUUUUAAAAAUAUUUCUAGGUCAAUGCUGUGUCAUCUCUCCCAAUGAGAUGGCCGUCCUGUGAGACUCCUGCAUUUUGUCAGUCUCUAACAUACUUUCGCAUUUCAUAGAGCCACGGUGAUAGGGAAAUUACUUCCUACUUAUGUCUUGAAUUUUGAAAACACAGAUGUGCAUCUGCAAGGAACGUUCAGAGUACAUUCUUUCUUUACCAUUAAAAUUUCACAUUUAACCAUCAAGCAAAAAUCUAGCCCCUCUGUGCAUUCCCCUUCUUUCUUUUUGUUUCAAAAUGAGCACCUCAAACUGGCAGGUCUGUUGCUUUUAAGUAGUGCGCGAGGGUUUGUUGGUUGGCUACCAGCUCGUAAAGGAUCACGUGCUACGCAAUGCCACCUGGGAAAAGCAAUUUUCCACAUUUGCCACCAUGGCCACUAGUGGCGUUGGCUAACACUCCCAGGAUUACAAGUGCAGAAAUACUUGGGGAAAUAGUGGAUCGGUGAACGGGUGCCACCAUAGGGCACUUGGUAGAAUACCGGACGUGUAAAUCAAAGAUUGCGUUCGGUCCCCACUGGCAGAAAGUUGUUUGUUUGUGCGCUUUCAUUAACUUUCCCUUUUUGUCAUAAUUAGUAGACUUCAAUUAAAACUACAAAUUAUGCUUCCUAUGGUUUCCUUUUCUUCAUUAUGUAUUAGCCUCGUAUGACUGCGUCUAACAAAAGAAUGGACCCUUCAAUUCAUUCUCCUUGUUUCAUUAACCUGUUCCAGAAGAAAUUUAGGGAAAAUGCGCAACUUUCAGCCGCCAACAUGCCAUGAACAGUCAACAGCUGUCAGUAUUGUUUAUUCAUACUUCUCACCUUGUUGCUGGCUUACACCUCCCCUGUGCAAUGAUACCUCACAAUCUGGAGAGAAGUUUCUUUUGUUGUUAUCAUAAACAGAAAACUCACAAGAUUAAUGGUAUUAAAUGCAACAAAGACAGCUUGAUCAUAAGAAAUUCUUGCACAGCCCAGGUGCUUGGCUGCAAAGGCUGCUUUGCAUUAGACAACUCUACUCUUUCUAGUAUUCGGCAAAAGAACCAGCCUUUGCAAAAUAAGGUGCUUAUUCAGUAAGUCAAUGUUUCCGAAUACUGAAACUCAGCACGUAUAGCUAACACCUAACAGAUAGAUAACUGCAAUGUAUUGCAUAGCUUCUGUACAUGAUUGCUCAAGAUUCAACAGUAAAAUAUUGUGUGCGACUCUCUCUGCGCUAACGUGCUCACAGAGCACCACUUAUUCUUCCUUUCUUUAUUUUAAUUUGUUUUGCCCUUCCAUCAUCGGCUCUGCCAUCAUUAAUUCCUGGAUCAGUGUUUCAAAGUGGCAUAUAAAGUGGAAGGAAUGCGGUCACAGUAAAUGAACCUGUAAAAACCCUGUGGCUUCAGAUACUACGGCGCCUUUCAUCACACUAGUUUGCGCCUGCUGAUCAAUUGUAAUUGUGAUAGCUCUCACAAUUCGAGUUGUUUCUGUAGGCAGGGCCAGUGCUGGGCCACCAUUACCUGAUGCAGGGUUAAUUGGUCACAACAAUGGCCUACGUUGGUCUUUUUUUUAAUUCUAAUUGAGACAGGUGAGUACCGGAGCCCUCAGGUCAGGGCUGGGCCCAUGAAUUUUAGUGGUUUCUUUUCUUUUCCUCACUUUUUCUUUUCCCCCUUCUUGCAGCACUCUGAAAACACAAGAUGCUGACUGCAAAACUUUAGUGAACUAAAGAUUAAGAUCAUUGAGAUUAUUCGUAAUAUUUGAUUAGCAACAUUUGUCGGUAGUCAGGAGCGUCGGCAGGAUUUUGUCUUGGGGGGUGCAAAGCAGUGUUGCAUGGCGGCUGGGGGAGGAGGAGAGUACUGGUGUAGCUUGGGUGGGGGCAAGUGCUGGUGUGUCUUGAGGGGGGCAAGUGCCCCUUUUGCACCCCCCUGCCGACGCCCAUGUCGGUAGUAUUUAAUAGCCACGUGAUGAGGAAAUGGUGGUUUUAGAGCUGUACAGAAUCAAGUGCACGUUGCAUUUUUCUCACAAUAAUUCACAUGAUGUCACUUUUGCUACGGUGUCUGUGCACUCUAGGACACCCGCUUGGUAUGUCCUCAAGGUGUUCUUUCAUUUGAGGACAUCAUUUUUGCACAGCUUUUUAGCCACUACUGUUUGUUUGUCACACACAUCCAUCAAAAGGGAUGCAGGUGCCUUUGGUAUGGCCUACAUUUUGCAACAAGAGGGUGUGUGCGCUAACAUUGUGUGCGAUCGUCGUCUGAAGUAUAGUUCGCUAGUCACAUGAUUUUUUAAAAUUUCUGCAUGCGUUCAGCUGUUGGAUUGCAGCCUCUGUGCGGUAAUUUUUUCUUGUUUAGUCAACUUUUCUUUGCACUGAGUGUUUUUUUUUCUUCUUAAGUACAUACGUGCGCCAAGGAUGCAUUUUGCUGUUUUUUGUUUUUAUUUGCGUGCGUGCAUGUGUGUGUGUUUGUGUAGCAUAGCAUAUUGACAAACCGUGUGUAAGAAAAGCCUUCACUGUUUUUGCACUGUCUGCUAGAAGAUAACAUUGACUUGAGCUACUGACUGUAGGUACUUUACGGCCGUACAGAGAUGUGUACAUUAACUUAGUGAGGAACCUUGAACUGGUGUGGGUUUGUCGAGAGAGUGAGAGUGCAGUCACCUAAGUAUAUUUGCUCUCUUACCUUGGUGCCCAGUAUUAAUCUGUGUUGCAUGCGUAUUGGUUGUUGCAGUGUUAUUACAGUUGGUCCGCUUCUUCGACUGACGUUAACGACUGAGCCGUCAGCUUGCUUGUUAUACGCUUGUAUUCAACGUUGAGCAUUCCGCGCACAGCAUGUUCAGCUUGCCGCAGCUGGUUGAAACGAGGCACACCUUGUAGGAUACACGUGCUUCCACAAAAUGGUUAUGUGGUCAGAUUGUUAAGAGUUUUUUUCUUCGUGGUCCUUCUUAGUGUUUUGAAUUACUUGUAUUGGUGCACCUUCAAUCCCUCGAGGUGUUCUUAUGGGCAAGUUUCUAUGUUUGAUUUUGUUUUAGAAAUCUCAGUGCUUGUCACAAAGUCUCCGCAGUGAAAGUUUACAAUCCGCAGUCUUUGUAAAACAAAGACUGCAUUUGCCACACCUUUUACUGGGUCCUGUAGUGGCGACCACAUGCCUCCUUCAAUUCAUGUUGUCGUAAUUGCAAAUUUAUUUCGAAAAAUGUGCUCUACACUAAGCAUCUUCUAAAUGUAAGGCAUCCUGACUUACAGUUGCUGCAAAGAAGUUUUCAAAGAUGCCGGGCUCGUUACUACCUGUCAUUGGCCACAUACCGAGGACCAGAUGCACAUUGGGCCACAUACAUGGUUUAAGUUGCUGCAAAAUUGAUCGAAUUUCAGAAGGCCAUGCCAGUUUCGAGAGCGCCAAGAACGCUUUGGAAGCAGUGUAACUAAUUUUGUCACUUGUGGAGUAGCUUUAAAAGUUCCAGCAAAGACCGUUACAAGUCGGCUGUAACAAAACAUGAACAAGAUGGAGCAAAUCCGUUUCGUAGAUAAUUGCUUUAAGUUUUAACUUUCUAACCAUGAUGCGACUCACAUUCGAACAUGCCACACCUCCAAAAUCGAGUGUGUGUCAAUGAAUGUAAGGAAAUGUGAAGCAUGGCUAUAUACAAGUUUGUUUUUGUCACUGUGUUUCAUUCUGGUUUGACAAUACAUUCAAGCAGUUGUUACACAUGGUUGUGUUUGUCAGAAAGCGUUUUGUUCACUUUAGGGGAGGAUCAGCAUUCUUUCAUAGUUUCUUUUUUGCUUAGCACAGGUUCAUCCUGGUCUCUCUCAAUAUUGCAGAAUUUGCACUUUCAUUGAGGCCUAUCUGAAAUUUGCCUUCUGUGCAUUCUAAAUCUUAUGCAGUAAUAUUAGGUGUCAUUUGGUUUGCUUGCCAAAAGCUAUGGGCAUUAUGAAAUUAAUCUUCUCCUGUAUUAAAGACCAAAAACAAUAUGGAAGUGGUGUGCAAGGAUCCAGAGAACCAAAGGACGAGCUAAGAUUUUUAUUUGUCUAAAAAAAUUGCACUGUUAUGGCUUCUAGCUUAUGUGCCUUUGAAAAUGACCCGCAAAUGCACUGUAUUUGUAAAGCAUUUUGUUCUUUGAAGCUUACUAUAGACCUUUCGCGUUUGACAACUGUUUUGAAACUUUUUUUUUUCUUAUGUCGUGUUGCUUGCACAGAUAGUGUUCUGGAUAUUUUUUUUGCUUCGUACCAUUUCACAAAAUGUUAGCACUGUUUGGAAGUUUCACAUUGUGUUUGAUUUAUCGCUGUUCCAUAUGUUGAACGUUUGUUAUGAAGCCUGUAAUAAAGUGUAGCAUCAAAGUGUUUGCGAGGCCUAAUGCCACAGCUGCGCGUGUACUCCCAUUGUGUGCCAUGGCUGACUCUUGGCCGUACUACUGUGAACAAGAAUUCAAAUAAAUGUGAUGACUUCCGCA